Messenger RNA from Cucurbita maxima (winter squash), 2189 nucleotides. RefSeq names its product protein decapping 5-like. The transcript has 8 exons. The coding region runs from base 119 to 1903 and encodes 594 amino acids. The record is from RefSeq and is a predicted model, not a curated record. Gene Ontology annotation, biological process: P-body assembly; cytoplasmic stress granule assembly. Gene Ontology annotation, cellular component: P-body. Gene Ontology annotation, molecular function: mRNA binding. NCBI's taxonomy places the organism in Eukaryota, Viridiplantae, Streptophyta, Magnoliopsida, Cucurbitales, Cucurbitaceae.
UCAAUUUCAAGAAUUGAGAAUCUGAGAGGCCGAAAGUCGCUCCUCUAAAAACCUAAAAGCUCUACUCUUUCUUCUUCCUCCUCCUCCUCGUGUUAGUUUAUGCUUGAGUUUCAUAGAUAUGGCUUCAGAUGCUGGUUCGAGGGCGAGUUCAGCUGCCGAUUCGUACAUUGGAAGCUUGAUUAGUUUGACUUCCAAGAGUGAAAUUAGAUACGAAGGCGUACUCUACAACAUCAACACCGAUGAGUCGAGUAUUGGACUAAGAAAUGUGAGAUCAUUUGGAACAGAAGGAAGAAAGGAUGGCCCCCAAGUUCCUCCAAGUGAUAAAGUUUUUGAGUACAUCUUAUUCCGCGGAAGUGAUAUCAAGGAUUUGCAGGUUAAAUCUUCUCCACCUGUUCAGCCGUCAGCGCCUAUAAAUAAUGAUCCAGCAAUUAUUCAAUCUCACUAUCCCCCAUCAGUUUCCACAACUACCAGCAUGCAUUCUGCUGUCAGUGGGUCAUUACCCGAUCAUACUUCUCACACAGCAUUUGGAUUUCCUCAGUCUAAUUUUCAAGGUGGUUUGCCCCCAUAUCAACCUGGAGGCAACUUGGGGUCAUGGGGAGCUUCUCCUCCGCCUCCUCCAAGUGCAAAUGGCAGUGGACUUGGGAUGCCCAUGUAUUGGCAAGGGUAUUAUGGCCCACCUAAUGGGCUUCCUCAGUUACAUCAACAAUCAAUAAUACGACCUCCUCCAGGUCUGUCAAUACCUUCAUCUCUGCAACAGUCAAUGCAGUUUCCUAACAUUAAUGCACCUUUACCCACUGGAACUUCAAAUCAACCAGAAGUUCCAUCUCCCUUGCUCGCUGCUAAUAGUAGUGCUCCUAACCUGACCUCCACUGUUGUGCCCCCUCCAACUUUUUCAACAACUUUGCCUAUGUUCCCUUUUACUUCUUUUUCUGAAACCUUGCCAAGUUCAGUUGCUAAUAAGACAGCUGUUCCUACCCUUUCUGGAGCCCCAGUUAGUGUAAGUUUGCCCCUUGGUCCAAUACUAUCUUCAUUUUCCGGUGGAGAUGUUAGUUCUGCCAUACCACCAAUCACUAAUGAACCUAAUGCAGUUUCUGGUCCCUCAUUACUGUAUCAAAAUGCGUCUCAGUCAACUUCAUCUGUAAUUGGAAUAGCCAACUCUCGUGCUGAAUCUUCUGUACCUUCUCUCGUUACCCCUGGGCAGCUGUUGCAGUCUGGUCCUGUUGCUGUGGUUUCAUCUCAAUCCUCACGUACAGUGCAUGAGGACGUGGAAGUGGUCCAGCCAUUAUCGUUAGAACCUUCGAUGCCAGUGACAACAGAGGCUCAGCCACCAAUAUUACCACUACCUUUACUAUCAAGGCCCGUUCAAAAGGCAAAUGGUGGUCAUUUUCAGGCUCGCCACUUUUACAGAGGACGUGAAAGAGGAAGAGGAUCUGGGAGUUCCCGUCCUGUUACCAAAUUUACGGAAGAUUUUGAUUUCAUAGCUAUGAAUGAGAAAUUCAACAAGGAUGAAGUGUGGGGAAAUCUAGGUAAAGGCAAUAAAUCUCACCACAAGGAUAAGGAUGUGGAUGGAAAUGUCAGUGAUGAUGAUGAUGCGGAAGAAGAAGAUGAGGGUGAAGUCUCACAGUCUGGGGUUAAGCCUUUGUACAACAAGGAUGACUUCUUUGAUUCACUCUCUUAUAAUGCUAUUGAUAAUGAUCCUCAAAAUGGGCGGACUAGAUAUUCGGAGCAAGUAAAGAUAGACACAGAGACUUUUGGUGAUUUUUCGAGGUAUCGAGGGGGACGAGGUGGCCGAGGUCCUGGACGUGGGGGGUAUUUCCGUGGAGGAUACCAUGGAAGAGGAUAUGGCUAUUAUGGGAGGGGGAGGGGGCGGGGACAAGGGCGAUCAUCAUUUAAUCGUUCAUAAUCCAACCAGUAUGUAUCUUUUGGGCUAUAUAAUGGUUAAUUGUGCCCCAUUUAGUUUGAGUUUAUAAAGGGUUUUGUUCUUUUAUAGAGUGCAUGUUUCUCUCUGUCUGUCCCGAAAUAAUAAUCGGAUUGUUCUUUUGGUUUUCAUUGUUUUUAUCGGUUUGCCUUGUUCAACAGUUGGUCUAACAAAGAAUUUGAUUUCUAUUGGAAGCUUUAUUUGUAAACCAAGUUGGAUGAUGUUGUUUAGUGAGCAAAAUUUAAGAAAUUUAUGGCACUCUUGAUGUUUA